CUCGCCCGUGUUGUGUGUGUGAGUGCGUGUGAGUGAGUGAGUGAGUGAGAGAGCGAGUGAGUGAGUGAGUGAGUGUGUGGGGGGGGGACUCGGCUUGUUGUUGUCAGUGACUUCCCCCUCCCCUCUACCCCCCCUUCCCUGCCGCCGCUGCAGUGGCCGCUCCCUGGGCCGUAGGAAAUGAGCGAUAACGAUGACAUCGAGGUGGAGAGCGACGAAGAGCAACCGAGGUUUCAAUCUGCGGCUGACAAACGGGCUCAUCAUAAUGCACUGGAACGAAAACGUAGGGACCACAUCAAAGACAGCUUUCACAGUUUGCGGGACUCUGUCCCAUCACUCCAAGGAGAAAAGGCAUCCCGGGCCCAAAUCCUAGACAAAGCCACAGAGUAUAUCCAGUAUAUGCGAAGGAAAAACCACACACACCAGCAAGAUAUUGAUGACCUCAAGCGGCAGAAUGCUCUUCUGGAGCAGCAAGUCCGUGCACUGGAGAAGGCGAGGUCAAGUGCCCAACUGCAGACCAACUACCCCUCCUCAGACAACAGCCUCUACACCAACGCCAAGGGCAGCACCAUCUCUGCCUUCGAUGGCGGCUCGGACUCCAGCUCGGAGUCAGAGCCUGAAGAGCCCCCGAGCAGGAAGAAGCUCCGCCUGGAGGCCAGCUGAGCCCCCGGGGCAGGCCAGCAAUAAAAACUGUCUGUCUCCUCCGUCGUCACACCCUCCUUUCAGUUCAUCCUUAGAACCCUCAGAACCGUUUAAGAGACUUUGUUUUUUUCCUCUUUCUCUUUUGUUUUAAUUUUAUUUUUACAUAGAAGCUCUUGGACAACAGCUCUCAUUCUCCUUCCCCAUUUCCACUCUUUUCAUUGUAACGUUUCCCUGCAGGGAUUCCCUGUCCCCACCAGGAAUUUUUAAACCAAAACACCCCAACUUGGCAGCUUUUUCUGUGGAGGACAGACGGCCGGCCGGACCUCUGAGCACACAAUGUCCUGACCACCACCAGCUCCUCCAGCCCUUUGGGCACACGCCCGGAGGCCUCCUACCCCUUCUGGGCCUCUCCUCCCAGGCCACCCUCACCUCUGUCUGACAGACUCUGUGAAUCUGUGGACUGCUCUGCUUUAAGAAGAUGACUGGUAUGGAGUAAUCAGAAUUACCCCCUGCCCCAACCCCUUCUUUUUAAGGAAUUUUUUUUCUAAAAAGCUAUUUAUCGCUCCUAUUCAAAGACCAGAUCCUUGAAGAAGUCUGUGGUAUAAGAGGAAGUGGAGACAGAUUGGCAGUGCAGGGCCUUUAGCCUGCUUCACUCCUGCUUCUCUCAUCCAGCCUUAGGGAGGGCCAUGUGACACCCGUGCAGCAUGGGGGGACAGCAGCAGUGACGCAGUGGCCCCCAGGGGGCAGGAGGGACAGGGAGGGAGGAUCGGGUGGGUAGAGGUUUUGUAUUGAGGGCCAGUGAUGAUGUUUUGAUAUUUAUUUCCUGCUACUGAAAUUUAAGUUUGAGUGAAUUGUCCCUCUUCCUGAUGAUGUCGGUAUUACAGAGCAACAGAUUCAUAAAGUAAUGAUCAAAUCUUUUCUUUCCAUGUGUAUUUCUAAGAAAUAGAGCCAACUGAUUUUGUAUGUAAAUACCAAGAGCAAUUUACCUGGUACUAAACCCGCACCCCAGUGCGGACGCUUCCCUACCCCUUUCCAACUGUCCUGGCACCUGUCCCCAUUGUGUGAUCCAGCCCUGGUUCUGGCUGCGGUCAGCAGAUCCCAGUGAAGGGUUUUGUGUGUUUAGGCCUUAUUUCUUUGUCUUUUUCCUAGUCCGUUCCUGGCAUUUGCUGAUUUCUAGAGUAUACUCUGUAGUCUCAGUCUGUGUUUGAUUCCAUUCCAUGGAAAUAAAAAGUAUGUUGUACAUACUGCCGAAGAAUUGUCUUGCAAGUUAAGGCUUCCCCCUUUACUAUAAGACUAUAAAUAAAAACUUAUUUUAUCCUU
Messenger RNA from Manis pentadactyla (Chinese pangolin), 1959 nucleotides. It is a transcript of the gene MAX, whose product is annotated as MYC associated factor X. Lineage: Eukaryota; Metazoa; Chordata; Mammalia; Pholidota; Manidae. The record is from RefSeq and is a predicted model, not a curated record. Gene Ontology annotation, cellular component: RNA polymerase II transcription regulator complex. Gene Ontology annotation, molecular function: DNA-binding transcription factor activity; protein dimerization activity. The transcript is spliced from 5 exons. Bases 178 to 660 code for a protein of 160 amino acids. Gene Ontology annotation, biological process: positive regulation of transcription by RNA polymerase II.